This is a messenger RNA of Xyrauchen texanus (razorback sucker), 3294 nucleotides long. Its product is annotated as amphoterin-induced protein 3-like. Gene Ontology annotation, biological process: brain development. The record is from RefSeq and is a predicted model, not a curated record. Gene Ontology annotation, molecular function: protein binding. Lineage: Eukaryota; Metazoa; Chordata; Actinopteri; Cypriniformes; Catostomidae. The transcript has 2 exons. The coding region runs from base 988 to 2448 and encodes 486 amino acids.
UGCUAUACACACUCGGUCUGCAAGAGAGACACACAGAGAAGAUAGGAGGGAGACCUGUAAAACAGAAAGCAAAUCAGAAGAAAGGAAAGAGAGGAGGAUAGAGAAACAAGACGGAUGUUAAGAUGAAAAAAAAAAGAGCAAACUGGAUCUGAGGAGUAACAAACGCAGCUUUAAGAUACUAAUCUUUGUUUGUGCUUUCAUCUUUUUUCCAGUUUAUCCAGAUGCCACAUGGAUACUGGAAGCUUAAGAGGCAGCUGGACGAGAGAAUUUAGUAGCCCUAACCAAGCAACGUGGAUUGCAAUCCAUGCUACAAGCUGAACUAAAUAAUUAGACAAAAUCUGUAACUAAAAUUCAUGGCCUACUUUCUCCUGUUUCUGAAGCAACAGUGAUAUAAAACCUGCACCGUAUCCCUAUCUUAUGGUUAAAACAAACAACAGAUUGCUUUAAGAGGGAAUUUGUGGUCCAGUGCUCAUGUGACACGCUGUGCGCCUGCUGUUCAACUGAGGGCAAGAUUAUACUAACUGAAGUGGACAGGAUGCUGACUUUCUCAAAAACCAUCCUCAAGCCUGCAGCAGUGAGCCAACUCUAAAAUCUCUUCUGCCCUAUCUCAAAUAUCACGCCCGCAAGAAAACUUGGACCGUUAAAAGGAUGGUGCACAGAAGGUUGGGAUUAGCCUUGGGAAUGGGGCAUAAACAACUUCUCUCCCUUGACUGACUCAUGAAACCUCUCCAUCACUCUCUUCCUGAGGAUGGACUGAAAUCUGGAGCAGCACUCUGAAUCUAUGAGCCACAAAGUUUGAGUGCUGCAGUCACCCAAACAAGAGUUAUGAAGCAAGACAUUCAAGGAAGUUUGGAGUAACCGUUUUCAAGAUUUGUAAAGACAGGAAGACCUAACCAAGGCACCAGCUUCGAAUCAACGGCGUGUGAACUUCUAUCCCUGUGAAACUCUGGCUGCUCUGUUUACACACAGAAUCAUUCUGACAGCACAAUGCUGUGUGCUCAGGGUGUGGCCGCAUCCCUAAUGCUGAGCACUUUCCUCCUUCAGCUAGCCAGGGCGAAUCUCCCUUCUGGCUGCCUGAUUGCAUCCGACAUCCUGAGCUGCAGCAACCUCGGCCUCAACCAAGUUCCAUUAGAGUUACCUAUAAUGGUGGCAACCUUGGACUUUAACCACAACCUUCUUGAACGUCUAGAGGAGGGCUGCUUUGCUGGCCUACCCAAUCUUGACACCUUACGGCUGGCACACAAUCUGCUGAGCAGUAUCACUCCAGGAACCUUCCGGAAUACAAGUAGCAUUCACCAUCUGGACCUUUCCUCUAAUCAGUUGAAUGUUAUAGAGCAACACUACUUUCAAGAGUUAGUAGGAGUUAAAGAGUUGCUCCUUUACAAUAACCGUAUUGUAAGGGUGGAAAGCAAAGCCCUGAGCCAUUUGAGUAACCUACGGAAAGCCUACCUGAGCCAUAACAGGCUGACUGACUUCCCUUUCUUUUCCAUUCAGGAACAUUCCAGUCUCAUUACCUUGGACCUAAGCUCGAACCGCAUGCCCAACCUUCCUGUUGAGGACAUUGGAGCUUUACAGGAAUCAAUACAGCAAGGGUUGUUCCUGCACAACAAUACCCUAAUUUGUGAGUGCUCCAUGUACAGCAUGUUUAAACAGUGGGAGCAGCGAGGCUUUACCUCAGUGAGAGACUUCCGAGAGGACUAUAUCUGCUUGCUUUAUGGCAAGCGGCGUGCUUCAGUGCGGUUUCUCCAGCAUGUGCGAUUUUUUGAGAACUGCACAAUAAAACCACAACUGGAGACAGAAAGUCUGAGAGCAGACAUGGGGGAUUCAGUGCUGCUGGAUUGUAAAACAUCACUGAAGGGAAAGCAUCUUGCCUACCUGUGGGUGUCCCCACAUAAGGAAUAUAUCGCCCCUCCUGGUAAUAACAACACACUGCGAAUGUAUGCAAAUGGAACUUUGGAAAUCCUGGCAGCCCAAGUGGAGGACUCUGGGGUGUACUUGUGCAUGGCUCUGAACCAUCAAGAGUCACGCAAUGAGACUCGGGAAGUGAAUGUAACUGUGGUAAUUCAACAUGAGGUGGAGGAGCCUUUCAAUACUGGCUUUACAACCCUUCUGGGCUGCGUUGUCAGCCUGGUUCUGGUCCUAAUGUACCUCUACUUGACACCUUGCCACUGCUGGUGCCGCAAGCAGCCACCACCAGGGACACCAAGCCCUGCAAAUGAAUGCAGCGCCCAGUCAUCUAUCCUGACGCCCACACCACCUGCCACCACAGAGGGUCCCGGCCACAAGGUCAGUAACAACAAACAUGUGGUCUUUCUGGAACCCAUCAAGGAGGCACAGAAUGGGAGGCCACGGGCAGCAAUGGCCCAUGAGCACCCCAAGCUGGCGGUAACGCAGAGCGAUGCAGACUCUGUCACCUCCGUCUUCUCAGACAACACUAUUGUGCCAUAGCGGCUGCUUAAUGUUAUCCCAACGACCUGCUCGAAUGAGAGCGUUGGUCCUUCGACGUGGCAGUCUGCAACUGCACAGCUUCUCAGGACAGAUUAGGGAGAGGGUGUUGCAAGCCAAAGGCAGGGAACAGAACAGAGCAGGAAAGAAAAGCACACAUAAUCAGAUAGAAGAUAUAAAAACGCAACAGGCAAAAAGAUGGAGCCGAGUGCUCCCAUGAAUCAGCUUUAUGGCUUUACUGACCACAACAGUACAAGAGUAAAAUAUUUGGCUUGAAAUGACAAGGGUAUAAUGCUUUCCCUUUACCACUGCUUGAGCCUUGAUAGAAUCACAGCUAUGAAUGCCUUGUCUAGAGCAUAUAACCCAAUGAAUACGGCACAAACCCUUGUUAUUACUCUAGAAAUAGCAUGAUUGAUAAGAAGGAGAAUGACAAAUGCAAACUGAAUUUCCAUUUUUUUCCAGAUACUUCCUUUAGAAUGUUGAUAUUUUUUUUUAAACUUAACUGUAUGUCCUUUGUAUCAAUGUUUUUCCUCAUUGGCAUUUUGGUUAAUAGUUAGUAUUAGUACUUAAUUCAAAGGGGCUGUGCAGUAUUUUGGUGACAAAAAAAUUAUCCAGAAAACAUAGGGGAAUUGUUCAGAUGGUGGAAGUUGUUUUACAAAAAAAAUGUCACUGUCUGAACAGAUGUGGAGACUGCACAGAGGUCACAUCUCAUCCAUAAUAACAUUUGAAUGAAAUGGAAUCAGUGAAAAUUGUUGAUGUGCUGAAGUACAUUCACCCUACCUAAGCAUACUAUGUUUCCUCUUUUCACACCUCCCUUCCCUUUCACUAAUCCUUUAUCAGCCUCUUAAU